AUGAUCGUACCGUCGUUGGUUACAUUCUUGAAACUACUGAAACACGUCUACAAACCCCUCGUGGAGGAUGUGGAAGCUGAAUCGGGAAAAACUAGGUUCAUCGCCACAAAGAAGGCUGUAAACAAGUAUCUGUAUACAGAAGUGCUAAAUUGGGUGCAACGAAUUGAAAUGCAAAUGACGGGGUUCCGAAGCCAGGUUUGUGCUGAGCGCCGCCUCAUGAUUCCACAGAUGUUGUUGUCAAUGGAUAACUCUGAUGCAGGCAUCAGUUCUGUUCUUGCAAACGAAGAUAUCAUUCGACAGGUGGAUAUUACGGUCGGGCAGUGGCAAGCAGAAAUCAGCUUGGCUAUGUCCCUUGAUCCACAGAAGGAGGGGCCAUUGGGAGAGAUUGAAUAUUGGCGUGAGAAGUACAGCACUAUCAGUGCUCUUUAUGAGCAGAUCAACUCCCCAGAAGCGAAAUUAAUUAUGAAAGUAGCCAAGGAGGCUGAGUGUAACUCUUACCACCUUAUAUCUUCGACGAUUCAACAGUUUUUCCGCUACUACGCGGAGGCUAAAGAUAACGUGAAGUUCCUUGGUACCCUAGAUCGCCACUUUCGAACGCUACACGGUGUGACGCCUGUGACUGGCUCGUUACAACCCAUUAUUGACACGCUUUCAUCUAUGAUGACUGGCGUGCGGAUGGUGUGGAUUAUUUCUCGUUACUACUGCACGGAGGAGCGCAUGGUUGGACUUCUAGAGAAGGUUGCGAAAUUAAUAUCCCAGAAGGUCUCGCAGCACAUUGACUUUCACAGAAUACUGAGUCUACCAUUCGCAGAGGCCAAGGCCGUAGUUACCGAGGGACAGCAAUGCCUUCUGAAGUGGAAGGCGGCAUACCUUGGCACCCAGGAGGAAAUUAACUCCAGUGAGCGCGAGCAGCCGUGGAACUUCAACCAAAAACGUUUGUUUGAAACCACAGAUUACAUGUCCGAUCGGUGCACAGACUUACUAGAGGUAAUAGAGACUGUGGAAUACUACACAAUGGUUCUUGGCGCCCAGUUAAAAACAGUACUGACGGACACGAGUGGAAUCGAGCGUAUCCUGAAGGAUGUGGAAAGAGUCAAGCGACCUUUCGAGUCUCUUACUUUUGACCCCUUCGAAAGGAAGGCAACACAUAACUGGCAACUAGUGUUCUCUAACUUCGUCAAUAUGGUGGCCAAUCUUGAUCGUGAGGUAUCUGACUUUAUAAACAAGAUAUUCGACGACGAUUUGCGCAGCGCCGAGUCCGCCUUUGAGCUGCUGCUCUCGUUUAAAUGCAUUGGUUCGCGGCCGCAGCGCGUGGGGGAGGCAUUUGACACUGCUUCGCUCCUUCUGGAGAAGGCUGACCGUAUUCUCGCCCAGUUUUUCAACGAAGUAAAUCGUGUUCGGAAUAUAUUUGUGCAACUGAAAGAUAAUCCACCGCUGACGAAGAAUCAACCUCCCGUUGCAGGUGCCAUUCACUGGAGUACUUCACUGUUCCAACGCCUCAAGAAACCUAUUAUCCGCUUCCAACAGGAGGGGAUGCUUAACACCCACAUGGGGAAGCAGGUGAGAGCAAAGUACGCUGAAGUGGCUCAGCAGAUGAAAGAUUAUGCCACCUCUCGUUUCAUGCAGUGGGGUGAGCGUGUACGACAGGGCACAACGGCUUCUCUCAAGAUGAAUAUCAUCGUGAAGGAGAGUGAUAACACGUAUGUGACAAAUUUUGAUAUUGAGUUGUUCAACCUGAUAAGGGAGGCGAAGUAUUUGGAUCGACUGGGUUUUGAGGUACCACAAGAGGCGCUCAAUGUGACUCUGCAGGAUGAAUCGUACCAUGCAAAUGUGGAUGCCUUGAAGGCAAUGCUACUGAACUUCAACUAUGAGUUGCAGAAUGCACUUGAGGGCCCAGAGCGUGUUAUUUUGGCGAGGAACAUCCGUGAGCUUCGACAGGCGCUGGAGCCCGGGCUACACGACAUCAACUGGACCAGUUUGGGUAUUCCUGACUUCGUGUUGAAUUGUGAACGUGCAAUCACCAAAUUUCGGAACCUAAGUCGCGAGGUGCGCAAGCGAGCCGAUCAUAUCCAGACACAGGUUGUAAAUAAAAUCGGCUCAACAAGACUCAUGCCCGAGUACGAACGGUUGCUGCAGGCAGGGGGCGAAUUGCCGGAACUGCAGGUCCUUGUUGAGACAAUAGAGCGGCGCCGUGCAGACCUAGUUGAUGGAUGUCUCCGUGCGUAUAGCACAGCGAAGCCACUGUUGACAAAGGUGGAGAGUCAACUCGUCGGCACCCACACGGGGAAAUGCCUCCUACUGGAGAGUUACUACCAUCACUGGGAACACCGCAUAUGGAAGGCCGUGACGAAGAUGGUGCUUAGUUCGCUUGUGGCCUUUGCCAAGAUGCUCGGUUACCGUGUGAGUUCUUCAUCAGCAAAGCGACCACCAUUGUUUAAGGUAAUGAUAUUCUUGACGACAGAACCGACCUACUCUCCACCCCAGCAGGAAAUCACGAGUGCAUUUCACAAGGUGCAGGCGGGAAUAAUUGCAUCCACUCAACGGUUCCGGCGAUGGAUGCGGGGUACAUGUAUUGAGUUUACACAGGGAGAGCUGGUACCGCGGCCCCCUGAGGGAGAGCACGAAACACUCUUCACAUACUACCAGGACAUUAACAACUUGUCUCAGGUGUACCGGCUGCAGGCCAUCAUCAACCGAACAAUUCAAACCCAUCUCUCCGCACUCGCAACAAACAUCAAACUGUUGCAAAGGUAUCGAUUUGUUUAUCUUUCCGACAAGAAACUUUCUGUGGAACAGCAGGCAAAGAACCAGUUCCACUGGAUUGACUACGAUGCGAAGUUCCAGCUGUACUUCAACAUGAUUGCUGAUUUCGAUGCUGAGAAGCACAUUCACGACUUUGGUUUUAUGCGCUGCGACGAAAGUACCUUCUAUUCCGAUUUGGUAGAGCAUGUGCAUCAGUGGAUUGCUAUGGAAGGUGCGCAGUUGAAUGAAACUGUUCGUGCUCGCAUGCAAAAGCGGUACUCCAGCAUUAUCCGCGUCAACCAGGAUUUGGAAAGGCAGUGCGAGAAGAUUGAGGAUUUGAAAUUUGUUUUGGAGGUCAUGCACGAUGCGCGCGCCUUCUCUUUGGAUGUAGAACAGGACAUUAUUGACAUCAAGUACAUAUACGAGUCCAUCAUGCACUUCGGUGUUUCUGUGGAUCCCCGUGAGUUAAAGCAAGCAAUGGACCUUCACGACUUGUGGGAGUGUACGUUGGCGAGAGUGCACGAAACAGAGAAGGCGUUAGAGCCAAAGAAAAUGCAGUUUAGAGAGCACACGCGCAACGAGGUGGAGAAUUUUCUUGUAAAAGGUAAGGCUGUGCUUAAGGAGUUCCGUAAGAAGGGUCCAGGUCGUGCUGGUAUCGACCUGCAAGAGGGUAACCGCCUCAGGAAGGAGUGGCGUGAGCAUCUUGUGCAGCUCCAAGCUAGGAGAGAACAGCUGACGAAGGCAGAAAAGUUAUUUGAUUUACCUCUCACAGGUCAUACUCAUUUGCAACAGCUCAAUGAAGAGUUGACUAAGGUUGAAACUGUGUAUGACUUGUACGUUCAAUGGGUUGCGGUUCUGAAGCGUUGGAAUCGAAGCAGUUGGAAGGAUCUUCUUCUAGAAGACUUGCAGAGCACGACGGAAGAAAAGGUGAAGCAAGCUCGUGUUUUGGGAAGAACGCAUGGUGAUGUGGAGCCGUUUGCGGAUGUACAGCAGGUUAUUGCAAAUUUUUACUCUUCGCUACCCCUCUUGGCAAAGCUUAAAAGCCCCGCACUGAAGCAGCGACACUGGGUUGAGUUAAUGCGCGUUACAUCGAAGCAGUUUGCUGUCGAGCAGAUUACUCUGGAUGAUUUCAUUGCAAUGGAGUUGUACCGAUUUUCUGAUGAAAUUGAUGGUAUUGUGUUAUCUGCCGCGAGAGAGCAAGCUGUUGAAAAGGAUAUUACAUCUGUGAAGGAGUUUUGGUUCAAAGCGGAGUUCGUAUCUGUUCCCUACGAGCCGCGCAAAGGGGAAGUGCGGUGCCAUGUCCUCAGCGACACGAGCGAGAUACAAGAGGCAGUUGAUGAUAACAUUCUCAAGAUGCAGUCCAUCGCCAACGUGAAGUGGGCGCAACCGUUCAUGGAUGAGGUGAAGUUAUGGGAAAAGAAACUGGCCACGAUUAACGAUGUGAUGGCCGUCUGGAUUGUAGUGCAAAUGAAGUGGCAGUAUUUGGAGUCUAUCUUUAGGGGUAGUGACGACAUAGCCCAACAACUACCGAAGGAGUCAGCGAAGUUCAAUGAACUAGAUAAGAGGUUUGUUCGCAUUAUGAAUGAAACGGCAGCAGCCCCUAACGUGGACGUGUGCUGCAACGUCGGUGGGCGCUUGGAUGAGUUCCGUUACCUUGAGGAGAAACUUGAAGAGUGCCAGAAGGAUCUGUCAAACUUCCUCGAGACGAAGCGACGCAUGUUUCCAAGGUUUUACUUCAUUUCGGAUGACGAAUUGUUAUCCAUUCUGGCUGCCAAUAGGGCGAGAGCGGUGCAGGACCAUAUGCUGAAGAUGUUUGACAACUCUGCGCGGAUUAUAUUCAAGAAUGAGGAUGAUGAUACGGUGUGUGGCGUGGAGUCACAGGAGGGUGAACGACUAAACUUCGAUAGACAGGUGCGAACCGAAGAUACACCUGUGGAAGAGUGGCUGCAGGCUGUACUGGACGAGACACACGCCUCACUGCAUGAUCUUCUUAAAGGAGGUGUUUACUAUUACCCACGGAUGCCCCGUUUGGACUGGGUGAAGAAGAAUCAUGGCAUGGUGACCCUCACGGGUGCGAAGAUCUGGUGGACGUUUGAGGUUGAGGAUUCCUUCAACGCAGUGAAGAAGGGGAAGAAAAAUGCAGUCAAGGAUCUCUCGGGUAAGCUAACACGUCAACUGAUUGAUUUGGUGGGGGAGAUGGAUAAAGACAUAGAUAAGCAGUACGCCAAGAAGAUAAACACACUGAUUAUUGUGGAUGUCCACGGUCGCGACAUUGUGGAUCGGUUUGUAAGGGAUUCCAUAACGGAUGUGCGUGAAUUCGACUGGGAGUCGCAGCUACGAUUCUACUGGGAGCGGGAUGGCGACACAUGUGCUAUUCGGCAGUGCACAGGUCACUUUAAGUAUGGUUAUGAAUACAUGGGACUCAACGGCCGCCUCGUGAUCACACCGUUAACUGAUCGGUGCUUCAUGACACUUACGCAGGCGUUAUCAUUCUACCUUGGCGGAGCUCCUGGUGGCCCUGCAGGGACGGGAAAGACUGAAUCUGUGAAGGAUCUGGCGAAGGCGAUGUCCAUUCAUUGUGUUGUUUUCAACUGUGGAGAGGGUCUUGACUACAAAGCUAUGGGAACAAUCUUUUCUGGCUUAUCGCAGUCCGGUUCGUGGGGUUGCUUCGACGAGUUCAACCGUAUUGAGUUACCGGUACUUUCCGUGGUGUCCGAGCAGUUGCGUAGUAUCCAGAGUGCACUGAAGACGAGGGAAAAGGAAUUUCUUUUCGGAGAUACAAUGAUACGACUUGUGCCGACCGUUGGUGUUUUCAUCACCAUGAACCCGGGUUACGCUGGUCGCGUGGAGCUUCCAGAUAACCUGAAGGCUCUUUUCCGUCCUGUGGUGAUGGUGGUUCCCGAUAUGGAGCUUAUUGCCGAGAAUAUGCUCUUCUCAGAGGGCUUUGCCACCGCUCGUGAACUUGCAAAGAAGAUGGUGACGCUCUAUCAACUCGCUCGCGGACAACUUUCGAAGCAGCACCACUACGAUUGGGGUCUUAGGGCACUAAAGGCGGUGCUGGCGAUGGCAGGGCAACUGAAACGAGGCGCACCCGAUUUGUCGGAGGAAGCUGUGCUGAUGCGGGCGCUACGUGACAUGAACACUCCCAAGUUCGUUGCGGAAGAUGAGCCCCUCUUCAAGGGUCUUAUCGGCGAUUUAUUCCCCGGUCUUGAUCCUACACGUGCGCCUCAGGAAAAUCUUUCUCGGGCUGCGACAAAGGUAUUCAAGGACAAGGGGUUCUACAUCGAUGCCAAACAGGUUGAUAAGGUUGUCCAGUUAUAUGAAACAAUGCAAACUCGACACACUUCGAUGGUCGUAGGACCCACCGGUGGCGGUAAGUCGACUGUUAUUGACUGUUUGUGUAAGUCUCAGACACAACUCGGUCUCCCGACAAAACUUUUUGUCGUGAAUCCUAAGGCGCAACCUACAACUGUUCUGUACGGUGUAAUGGACCCAAUGACUCGCAGCUGGGCUGAUGGUAUUUUCUCAAACAUUUUCCGUGCCAUCAACCGACCUGUGGAAGGAGGCGAGCGAGAGCGGCGGUAUGUAGUUUUCGACGGUGAUGUGGACGCUAAAUGGGUUGAGGACAUGAAUUCUGUGAUGGACGACAACAAAUUACUUACACUUCCCAACGGUGAACGUAUCCGUCUUUUGCCAACAAGUUCACUUCUCUUUGAAGUCGGUGACCUUCAGUACGCGUCCCCUGCCACCGUGUCACGUGUGGGUAUGGUCUUCCUGGAUCCCAUAAACCUCGGUUGGAAACCGUUCAUGCACUCUUGGAAGUUAAACCGCCCGAGGGAUGAGCUAGAAACCCUCAACGAACUGAUUGACAAAUACAUUGAACCCCUCAUCAACUUUGUGCUUGAAGGCAUUGAUGGAGAGGAGAUUUCGGAUCCUCCGAAGGCAGUUAUACCUACCUCUGACCUAAACAUGGUGCGGCAGUUGACUACCUUAAUUGACACUGUAUCAUCUCAGAAGACGUCGCUCGAACCAAAGGCGCUGCAAUGUGUCUUCAUUUUUUGCUCUGUUUGGAGCUUCGGCGCCCUGAUCACCACUGAGGAAGAUCGACUGCGAUUCGAUAAGUUUUUGAAGAAGAUUACCGGGUGGAACAUGCAAGACGUUGGUGACAAGUUCCUUACUCGGUUUGUUGGAAGCGGCUCUCUUCCAGAGCGUAAAACAAUGUACGACUACUUCUUUGAUCUUGAGGACAACCGUUGGAAGCCGUGGCACGUACUUGUGUGCCCCUUCGAGCGACCACCAGGGGCAAAGUUUGGCUCACUACUCGUCGGUACACCCGAUACGGAGCGUAAUAUGUGGCUGCUGAACAAAAUUGUACUGAACCGCACUCCUGUCAUGCUUGUCGGUAAGAGUGGCACUGCUAAGACGGUAACCAUACAAACAUAUCUUCGUCAGUUGAAGCAGAAGUCCCUGGAGAUGGACACUGAUGGAGAUGUACACCUUGAGGAAAUGAUUCUCGAGAUGAACUUCAGUUCUCGUACUACCAGCCUCGAUGCUCAGAGGGCUAUGGAGGAUAAUAUUGAGAAACGCACCAACACCGUUCUCGGACCUCCAGCGAAGAAGCGGCUUGUUGUUUUUAUCGACGACAUAAAUAUGCCCAAGGUAGACUUAUAUGGUACGCAGCAGCCUAUUGCCUUCCUUAAACUUCUCAUUGAGCACCAGUCGUGGUACGACCGCAAAGAUUUGCUUUUCAAGAAUGUGCGUGACACGCAGUUCGUAUCAGCCAUGGCUCCUCCUGGAGGUGGUCGUAAUGCUCUUGAUCCCCGUUUCGUAUCACUCUUCACGGUGUUUAACGUUUUGUUUCCUUCCGAUGAAUCGAUCAACACUAUAUACGGUCAAAUUCUCACCGACGCUUAUAAGUCGAUGUCAAAGGAGGUGGCAGAUAUGUCCAUACCACUCACCACUAUGACGCUCAACCUCUACCAACGGUUGUUCGUAUCCCUUCCUGCAACCCCAGCGAAGUUCCACUACAUCUUCAAUUUGCGAGAUUUCUCACGAGUAUACGAGGGUCUCUGCCGUGCCACGCCAGAGAAGUUCCCUACCCGACAGAGCGUUGUGCGGUUGUGGCGAAAUGAGAUUUACCGUGUCUUUGUCGAUCGUAUGUCGGAUGAGGACGACAAGGGGUUUGUGUCACGUGCCGUGGAGGAAGAAAUUAGAAGACACUUCCCAGAUGUUGCCGAGUCUGCAAUUGCAGAUCCCUUGAUGUUCGGUGACUUUGGUGACUUUGUUGUGGAUAGUGAAGACCCCCGGAAGCACAUAUAUGAGGAUUUUGGGGCCGAGUACUCGAAGGCGCGUCAGUUAGUGGAGGCGAUGUUGGAUGAGGUUAACACUCCAACAAAGAAAAUGGAUCUAGUGAUGUUUGACAUGGCAUUGGAUCACCUCCUCCGGAUCACACGUGUGAUAUCACUCCCGCGCGGUAACUGCCUACUUGUUGGUGUUGGUGGUAGUGGUAAGCAGUCGCUCACCCGAUUGGCCGCCGCGAUAUGCCAGAUGGAGGUGUUCGAGGUGGUUCUCUCUCGUAACUACAACGAGGACUGUUUUCGCGAGGACCUGAAGCGACUCUACACUCGAGUUGGCGUUCAGCAGAAACAAGUUGUUUUCCUCUUUAUGGAUAGCCACGUCAAGGAGGAAGGGUUUCUCGAGCUUAUCAACAACAUGCUUGCCUCCGGUAUGGUUCCAGCUCUCUUCACAGAGGAAGAAAAGGAGCCUCUGUACAACAGUGUGCUGCGGGAACUUGAGGCGAACAAACUUGCACCGUCGAAGGACAACAAAUGGACGGCCUUUGUCUCGCGUUGCCGUGAUAAUUUGCACGUGGUGCUCUCAAUGAGUCCGUCGGGGGAGGUCCUGCGUACUCGAUGUCGGAGCUUCCCAGCACUUAUCAAUAACACAACAAUCGACUGGUUUCAGAAGUGGCCUCCACAGGCGCUUGAAGCCGUUGGUACGAGGAUUCUUCAGUCUGAGGACCUUCCUGAGGAAGUGAAGGCUUCUAUAGUUAAUCAUGUGGUUUACGUGCAUGUAACGGCUGAUGAUUUGUCCGCACGGUAUCAGAUGGAAUUGAAGCGGUAUAACUACGUGACGCCAAAGAACUUCCUAGGGUUUCUUGCUAAUUACUCAAAACUGUUGACCACACGCCGUGAAGACAUUGACGAUCUCGUGAAGAAGUUCGCUAUUGGUCUUGAGAGACUCGACCACGCACAAGAGGAUGUGAAGGUUCUUCAGGAGGAACUUGCAGAGAAGGAAGUGACGCUGCGCGAGAAGCAAGACAUUAACGAACGCAUGACGAGUGAGAUUAAAGACCAAAAGACACGGAAUGAGAAGCGCAAGGCGGAGGCAUUAGUGAUGGAGGAGGAGCUCAAUGUACAGAACGAAGAAAUCGAGAGAGAGAGUGCGCAGGCCCAAGAGGUGCUUGCCCUUGCGAUGCCGGCUCUUGAGGAGGCGACAGAGGCAGUUAAGCAUAUCAACCCCAAGAGUAUUACAGAGCUCAAAUCCUUUGCCAAGCCACCGGCGAGUGUUGUGGCGGUUGUUCGUAUGGUUUGCGUCGUGAAGGGAGUUCCCGCCACAUGGGAGUCGGGUAGAACAAUGAUGGGGCAGAAUGACUUCAUCCGUUCUUUGGUUGAUAUUGAUUCCCUUGCAGGUACACUGAAUCAGGGGAAAAUCAACGAAAUCAAUAGGAUUCUCAAAGAGUUUCCCGUCAACUCCAAUGACCUUAAAAAAGUAAGUUUGGCCGCUUCAGGGCUGAUGAUUUGGGUUGAGGCAAUGAAAGCGUAUUGGAACACCGCCAAGGAGGUGCUACCCAAGCAGGCUCGUGUGCGUGAGCUUCAGGAUGCCAAGGCCAAGGCGGAGCGGCAGUUAGCUGCGUGCCAAGAUGAAAUUCAGGAUCUAACAGCUGGUUUGCGAAUGCUUGAGGAACGACUUGAGGCCGGUAUGAGCGAAGCCCGGCGACUUCAGCAAGAAAAGGCACUGAUGGAACGACGACUAAAUGCAGCUAGGAAGUUGCUCGAUGGUUUUGGUUCCGAACGUGUGCGGUGGGCGGAACAGAAGGAGACGCUUGGUGACGUAAGGAACAGGUUAGUAGGCGAUUGCUUGGCAGGUGCCGCGUUCCUUUCAUAUCUUGGCGCCUUUACCUUCAGCUAUCGGCAAGAGGCGCUAGAGAGUGUGUGGCUGAAGGAUAUUAGGGAGCGAAACAUUCCACUUUCGGAGGGUUUCACAAUCCAACAUCUCCUUACCGACGAGGUGUCCAUUUCUCAGUGGGCAAGUGACGGUCUCCCGUCUGACGAUCUCUCCGUGCAAAAUGGUAUUCUUACCACGAUGAGCACACAACCCCCUGGACGCGGGAAGAAGGCAGGACGAGUUCGGUUCCCACUCUGCAUUGACCCACAGAUGCAGGCGGUAAAUUGGAUCAAACGGCAGCACAAGUCAAACCCACGUUUCGAGUGUGCUUCGUUUAGUGAUGCUGACUUCUUGAAACGUUUGGAGUUUGCUAUUCAAUACGGCAAUCCGUUCCUCUUUGAAGGUGUGGAUGAGUUUAUUGAUCCAAUUAUUGACUCGGUCUUGGAUCCCCAGUUUAGACACGAUUCAGGUCAGCUUGUCAUUCGCUUGGGUGACAAGGAUGUCGUAUGGGACUCGAACUUCAAGCUGUAUUUAUGCACCAAACUGCCCAAUCCCGAGUACCCGGCAGAGGUGUUCGGUAAAACCAUGGUUAUCAACUACGGUGUUACGGAGGAUGGUCUCGAGAGUCAGUUGUUGAACUUCGUUGUAGCAAGUGAACGUAGCGAUCUACAGAGGCAAAGUGAGGAUCUAGUGCAAACCAUGGCUGAGAGCCGCGCGCAACUGAAGGAAUUAGAGGAUACGCUUAUUCGAGAGCUAACGCUUGCUACUGGAAACAUUCUUGACAACGACGAGCUUAUCGCCACACUUGAGAACACUAAGAGCAGCGCCACGGAAGUGCAGCAGAAACUCGAGCAGGCGAAGGAGACAGCUCGUGUGACAGAACUUUCACGUCAGGAGUAUCGUCCCGCGGCACGCCGAGGAGCUGUUCUCUACUUUGUCAUCUCGGAGCUAUCGGUCAUUAACUCUAUGUACGAGUAUUCACUUUCUGCUUUCCUGCACGAUGUGUUCGGGUAUUCAAUCACAAAGAGUGACGCAUCAUUUGAAAUAAAGGAUCGGUUGAGGAAUAUCAUUCGCGCACUUACUUACAAUCUCUACUGCUACGUUUGCAUGGGUAUUUUCGAGAAGGACAAACUGAUGCUUUCCUUCCAAAUGGCUAUCCGACUUCUCACUCAAGAAAACCAGAUGGUCCACAGUGAGUUGGAGUUCUUCCUCCGCGGAUGUGUGCUCGCGUCGAAGGAUUACCCACCACACACGGUUGAGUGGAUGUCUGAGCGGCAAUGGAACGAUCUUUGCAAGUUGGCCCACACAUGCGAGGUUUUUGAAAACGUAUGCGACGAUGUUGUCAAUAACUCCGAGGAAUGGCGUGUUUGGGCGACGGCGGAUCGGCCCGAGGACCCGAGCAAUCCGCUUCCAUCCGGGUACAGCGAGCGCAUCACCGAGUUCCAGCUUCUCUGUUUGCUCCGUUGCUUCCGCCAUGACCGUAUCUACACUGCUGUUUCCAACUUCGUUAGUAACUGUGAACUACUUGGUGAGGAGUACGUUAUACCCCCGAUUCUGAGCUACAAAGACGUGCUGGACAAGAGCUCUUCCACGUCCCCAAUUGUCUGCAUCGUUUCACCUGGUGCCAACCCCACGGAUGAAAUCAUCAAGUUGGCCACGAAGGAGGUUGGAAUUCAGAAACUGCGACCCAUUUCACUUGGUCAGGGACAAGGAGAAGAGGCUAUGAAGCUCGUAGAGGUUGGUGUGGGACGAGGACAUUGGGUAUUGCUGCAGAACUGUCACUUACUCACUACGUGGAUGAAGGAGCUGGAGAAGGUCAUUGAGAGAAUGAACCAGACACCUCCUCAAGAGGAGUUUCGCCUGUGGCUCACCACUGAGCCGAGUCGUGACUUCCCAAUGGGUAUUUUGCAGCGGUCUCUGAAGGUGGUGAACGAGCCACCCAAUGGCUUGAAGAUGAAUAUGAAGAACACUCUCUCCAAGGUGACGGAGGAUCAACUGGAAGAAUGUCCGCAUAGUGCCUUCCGCCCACUUGUCUUCGCAUUGGCUUUCUUUCACGCUGUUGUGCAGGAGCGACGAAAGUAUGGAAAGAUCGGCUGGAACGUUGUGUACGACUUUAACGAGACGGACUUCUCCGUCUCCAUGCGGUUGCUGGAUACGUACUUGGCUAAGGCCCACCAGAACGACGACCCUAUUCCAUGGGAUACGUUGCGUUACCUAGUUGGUGAAGUCAUGUAUGGUGGGCGUGUGACCGACAGCAUGGACAGACGCAUUGUUAAGACGUACCUUGAGGAGUACUUUGGCGAUUUCCUCUUUGACACAUUCCAGUCGUUCCACUUCUUCAAGAACGACGUAGUCGACUACUGCCUCCCCGCCGACAGCAACGAUGUGAACAAACGAGUGCUGCUUCAGCAGAUGAUGGCCCAUGUUGAGGCCUUCCCGAAGGAUAAUACACCUGAGGUCUUUGGAUUGCACCCGAAUGCGGAGACGGGUUACCUGCGAAAUGCUGUGGAUGGUAUGUGGGCUAGUCUUAUUGAAAUGAUGCCGCGAUCAGUGCGGGCAGCGACAGGGGGAGGGGAAUCUCGUGAGGAGGUUUUGUUGAAGUUGACGGAGGAGAUACUUGCACAGAUCCCAGAACCACUGGAUCGCAAGAGCAUAAUGAGGAGUGAAAAGGAGAAGGCAGCGGAGAGUGGUCACGAAAACCUUCAGCCGACGCAGGUCGUGCUUUUACAGGAGAUCGAACGGUGGAAUCGGUUGGUCGUGGUGAUUGUGUUGUCUCUUAAGGAGCUUCAGAAGGCACUGUCUGGUAUUAUUGGCAUGAGUAGUGAGCUUGAUGAGUUGGCGACGUCUUUACACAAUGGCCAUCUUCCGUCGUCGUGGCGACGGUAUGCACCCGCCACAAGGAAGAAGCUGGUUCGCUGGUUAGCUCAUUUCCAGAAGCGUUGUAAGCAGUAUGUCGAUUGGGCCACUCAUGGUGAACCGAAAUGUAUGUGGCUUACCGGCCUCAUGGUGCCUGAAUCGUAUAUAUCUGCGCUUGUGCAGGUGACAUGCCGGCGCUACAAGUGGCCUCUGGACCGUUCUUCGGUGGUGAUGUCAGUGACUCGCUAUCUUUCCCCUAAUGAUGUGAAGGAGAGACCGAAGGACGGUGCGUACGUGUGUGGGCUUUUCAUCGAAGGGGCUCGCUGGGACACUGAGAGGCACUGCCUCGCGCCACAGGUGAAGAAGGUUUUGACUGCUGAAAUGCCUGUCAUGCAGAUUAUUCCGAUGGAGGUGUCAAAGAUUAAGGCUGUAUCGGUGCUGAAAACACCAGUGUACGUCACCUCCGAGCGGCGUAACGCGGCUGGUGUUGGACUAGUGUUGGAGGCUGACUUGAAAACUGACACACACGCAUCUUUGUGGACAUUAGAGUCGGUCGCACUCAUUCUCGAUUCAGAUGAGUAG
Messenger RNA from Trypanosoma brucei brucei TREU927, 13347 nucleotides. It is a transcript of the gene Tb927.4.870, whose product is annotated as dynein heavy chain, putative. Gene Ontology annotation, biological process: microtubule-based movement. The transcript has a single exon. Lineage: Eukaryota; Euglenozoa; Kinetoplastea; Trypanosomatida; Trypanosomatidae. The record is from RefSeq and is a predicted model, not a curated record. Gene Ontology annotation, molecular function: ATP hydrolysis activity; minus-end-directed microtubule motor activity; ATP binding. The coding region runs from base 1 to 13347 and encodes 4448 amino acids. Gene Ontology annotation, cellular component: dynein complex.